Racocetra fulgida is the source of this 172-nucleotide messenger RNA. NCBI's taxonomy places the organism in Eukaryota, Fungi, Glomeromycota, Glomeromycetes, Diversisporales, Gigasporaceae. The record is from the annotation of a GenBank genome assembly.
AUGAUUAUAGUUGUUGAUAAUGAUUUCAGAAAUUUAAUAGUGGCAGUAGCACUUUUAGAAGAUGAAACUGAAGCUACAUUUGCCAGAAUUUUAAAUGAAUUAAAGGUUGCCUGUGAGAUUACUUUAACAGUAAUAUAUUUAGACUUAGACCCUGCCUUAAUAUUAGCUAUAU